Clonostachys solani is the source of this 1836-nucleotide messenger RNA. NCBI's taxonomy places the organism in Eukaryota, Fungi, Ascomycota, Sordariomycetes, Hypocreales, Bionectriaceae. The record is from the annotation of a GenBank genome assembly.
AUGACAUCCGACCCUGGAGUAUCCUUCUUUAUUAAAUUUCACGACCUUGAUCCGCGUGCACAGAGACAAUGCAUCUUUUAUACUCUCAAAGGGAAUAGAUGUAGUUGGGACUGUCGAGAAGUAGACAAUGAGCGGGCCAUCAAGCUCUAUGGUCAGAUUAAUCUUGCGCCCGAUACUGAGCUUCCGAGUCUUGAAGUCCUUGAAGAUUACGCAAAGUACAAUUGUUGCGGGCCAAAACCCAAAGGCGCUCGCCAUCAGAAUCGUAUUGAAGAUGUCGAUCUUCUGACGCCCUUGGCCGAGAGGUGGCUAGAUGAGAUCCGGCAGCGACGUUCGGCCUGCAAGGUGAUUACGCGGAGUUCAACUCCUGCAACCGAGGAUGAACAUACUAUCACUUCGCCAGAGGCUACAAUCGCCUCAUUUGGCGGUCCUUUGGCGACAACAUAUCCUUCCGAAUUACCCACGAUCAUCGAAGCUCAAAGCUCUGUCUCAACCGCAGCUGAAUUUGUUGUCGGCGUCCCAUCCAACCUGCAGAGCUCUGAAGAAUAUUCGAAAUUCAUUGAGCACGGAUGGAACUUAGAAGAAACUGAACGCUAUGAUCUCCGACGUCGCAAUGAUCCUGGGGAUAAAGACAAAGGCAUUGGCAGCUCCAACCCAAGACGCCGGGCACCACUUUCAACUUUCCGCCCCCACGUCGAGGAGCCUGACGAGAAUGUAAUGUCCAAGAUUCUGAGCCCCCUUGUGAAAGACGACUUCAAGAGAGGCUCCCUGUAUAUCUUCACUAGGGUUUCUUCUCCAGGCUAUGUCAAGAUUGGCUGGACCUCUCGGGAAGUCGAGGGCCGCCUUGAAAGCUGGGCCAGAUGCGGAUACGAGCCCAACCUAGUGUUUAGCGUUCAGAAUGUUCCCUAUGCCCAGCGAGCGGAGACUCUGACACACUACGAGUUGGCCACAGAGUGGCGCGCAGAGCGAAGGUGUAAAGGAUGCGGGAAGAGUCACAGAGAAUGGUUCGAAGUCAGUCAAGAGAGAGCAACCCAGGUGGUGGCAGAGUGGGCAGAGUUUAUGAAAUCAGCAACAAUAUACGACGCGAGUGGUGGGAUCGAGAACAAUUGGAGAGAUGCAAUCGAUAAAAUGAGCAAAAUGGACGAGUCGGUCACUGCAAAUAAGUUACUAGGGCAGUACAGGGCAUCCAUACUCGCAAUGGCAACAUUGGAAGUGCCAGUUGAAGAGGACGAUACACUCGAGGCUGAAGUUUCUCAAAGUGAAACACCGGCUAGCUCGGACAGAGAUCCGGACACUUUCGAGCUAUUAAGCAUGAAACAGGCAUUGCCAAUAUUGCAUGAUCGUUUCCAAGUUGGGCUGGAUCUUGAAAUACCCAGGAGUUUCACACUUGAGCCCCAGAUAUCCGAAAUCCUUCCGUCAUCGCCUCCUACACAGCUUCGCACUCCCGAACCACAUUUAGAACCAAGUUCUGAUACCCAAGCCGAGCGGGGUUUCCUAGAGAAGGAGGAUCAGAGUACGCUCUCGCAACCAUCUAAAGAGUUCCAACUUAGCACCGGGUUCAACUUCUCCUUCAAAACACCACCGGCAAUGAAACCAGCUUCGAUCUUGCUGACUCCAAAUCCAACCCCAUCACCACAGCGGACGACUGAGGGCUCAGUAAAAUCAAGUUCCAAUAGCCGAGCUGGAUCCAGUUUAUUCGAGCAGGAGGAGCAAAAGACUUUCUGGCCGACCAUGGGAAAAAUCCAACCCCAGACCAUGUUUGAUUUCUCGCUCAACAACCCGGUCAAAAAGCACCCAGCUUUGGGAACGGAUGACAAGCACCUAUUGACAAUCGAGUAG